Molecule: messenger RNA, 1477 nt
Organism: Amphibalanus amphitrite
Lineage: Eukaryota; Metazoa; Arthropoda; Thecostraca; Balanomorpha; Balanidae
Gene: epsilonCOP
Product: coatomer subunit epsilon-like
Exons: 1
Coding region: 67-1275 (402 amino acids)
Biological process (GO): intra-Golgi vesicle-mediated transport; endoplasmic reticulum to Golgi vesicle-mediated transport; retrograde vesicle-mediated transport, Golgi to endoplasmic reticulum
Cellular component (GO): COPI vesicle coat
Molecular function (GO): structural molecule activity; protein binding
Source: RefSeq, a predicted model, not a curated record
GUGUAUGAUGGUGCAACUUGUGCUGCUGUCGACUCGGGUUGGUUACCAAGCUCGCGAGAGUAAAAUAUGCUUCUGAAAUCUUUGCCUAGUAAAACAAUGGUAGGUUAUUCAACAGCAAAGAAAUCCAUGAAAAUCUCAAAACAGUUAAGCAUCGAAUUCCUCCGAGAAGAAAGUUCUAAGCUAGGUCUUAAGGGUAACAAUUUAGCUGUCACUUUCUUGUCUUUACACGUCAUUUCUUGUAGUAGCUGCGCCAGUAACGCAUCCUACCAAUCCUAUCAACACAUAUUUUUUGUUUAUAGUCAAUUGGAUAGCUUGCAUUAUAAACGCUGUACUUUGUGGUCACUUAUUCCAAAAACUGGGGAUAUGGGUAGUCAAGGGAAUGACAUCGAUGAGCUGUUUGAAGUGAAGAAUGCAUUUUAUUUGGGAAAUUAUCAACAAUGCAUCACAGAGGCUCAAAAGCUGAAAGUAAGUGCUCCAGAACAACGCCUUACCAGGGAUAUAUUCCUCUAUCGUGCCUACAUUGCGCUGAAGAAAUUCAGCAUCGUCAAAGAUGAGAUCCAUGGUGCCUCUGCUCCAGAACUGCAGGCAUUGAAACUGCUUGCAGAAUAUCUUUCUGGUUCGGCCUCCAAGCGAGAUCAAGUUGUGGCUGAGGUGGACAAGAAAUUCUCUGGUGAUAUUGACCCAAACAAUGUGGCUCUGUUCCUUGUUGGAGCAACCAUUUACGCCAAUGAAAACAACCAUGAGGCUGCAUUAAGGGUGCUUCACCAGGCUUCAGAUCUGGAAUGUUCAGCCUUGACUCUGCAGAUGUACCUGGCGAUGGACAGAGUUGACUUGGCGCAGAAGGAACUGAAGGCAAUGCAGGAGAAGGAUGAUGACUCAACUGUGACUCAGCUUGCCCAUGCAUGGUUCAACAUCACUGUUGGUGGAGAGAAGCUGCAGGAUGCUUUCUACAUCUUCCAGGAGCUGAUUGACAAGUCUGUUCCAACUGCACUGCUGCUCAAUGGCCAGGCAGCCUGUUUCCUGGGGAUGGCCAAGUAUGAGGAGGCAGAGUCGGUGCUGCAGAAUGCCCUGGACAAGGACAAUGACAACCCAGAGACCCUGAUCAACCUCAUUGUGCUGUCCCAGCACACAGGCAAGCCUCCAGAGGUCGCUGCCAGGUACCUGAGCCAGCUGAAGGACUCCCAUGCCAACCAUCCCUUCAUGAAAGACUACCAGGCUAAGGAGAAUGAGUUUGACAGGCUGACCCAGCAGUACUCAAUGAUGGUGAAGUCAUAAUCACCCUACACCUGUGCUGUCACCCAAAAAGAAUUCCACACCAAUUGUUUCAAAUGUGCUCUAAGUACUGAAUUUCUUCCUAGGCAGUGAUAUCUGGCUGGUAUGGAUACCCACAUGUCAAUGUAAGCACCUGUGUUUUGAAGGAGAACUUCUGUUAAAACGUGUCUGUGCUGGGCUUAUAAUAUACUGUUUAUGAGGCGAA